AUGAGUGAGAAAAUUUUAGAAGAAGAUAAUGAAGAUUAUAAUAUUGAUGAAACUAAUAAAGAAAAUAAUAUUAAUUAUAAUAAAAAUAAAGAUAAAGAUGAAGAUAUAGAUUAUAUGAUACAAGUUAAUAUUGAAGAAGAAUUAA
Messenger RNA from Funneliformis caledonium, 145 nucleotides. NCBI's taxonomy places the organism in Eukaryota, Fungi, Glomeromycota, Glomeromycetes, Glomerales, Glomeraceae. The record is from the annotation of a GenBank genome assembly.